Molecule: messenger RNA, 773 nt
Organism: Nomia melanderi (Alkali bee)
Lineage: Eukaryota; Metazoa; Arthropoda; Insecta; Hymenoptera; Halictidae
Gene: crcp
Product: CGRP receptor component
Biological process (GO): transcription initiation at RNA polymerase III promoter
Cellular component (GO): RNA polymerase III complex
Molecular function (GO): nucleotide binding
Source: RefSeq, a predicted model, not a curated record
UGUAUUUACAUCAGUGCUCCAUCUGUAUUGUUGACAGCGCGCUAUUUGAAUUGUUGGAUUUAUAAAUUAAAUACUAUUAUUGUAUAGAAAACGUAACUAUAUAUACAUUUUUUGCUGUAAAUGUUGUUAUCGAACAUUACAAUUUUUAAUUUUCUGAUAAUUUGUUAUAUAUUUUUAAUGUCGAUACAGUUUUAACUUCUGUGAGUAUCUAACCUAUAACCUGUAAUGUAUCUUUUAUUGAAAUCGUAGUAGAUUGCGGUUAAUAAACCCAAUUUACGUAUUCAUCAUGGAAGUGCUGAAAGAGUGUGCAGCUUACUUGAGCAACUAUGAAGUUCUGGACAUUUUGCAAAAUAUAAAAGCAAAUAAAAAACAGAAGAUGAAACAAAAUCAAUUGGCAACUAUAACUUAUCAAACUAUACGAUAUUUAGAAGAAACUCCAUGUAAAAAACAAUCGUCUGAGAAGAUUAGAGACUUCUUGAAAGCAGUGGAAUCCUUUAAAUUAACAAAAUGUGAAAAGUUGACUCUUUUAAAUGUCUGUCCCAAAACACCUCUUGAAAUACAAUUGAUUGUGGAAGACAGCGAAGAACGCUUGUCUGAUGAGGAAGUAGAAUCUUUACUUCAAGCAGUAACAAAUUAUUUGGGUGAAGAAGAGCAAGUUGAAAAAGAUGGGUAACAUAUUGUAACUAUUUUACAUUUAUAAGUUUUUUAAAAAUAUUUUAUAUAUGUUAUGUACAUUUUAUUCAUAAUAAACAUGGAAAUAGUAUAAUAUUAAA